Molecule: messenger RNA, 690 nt
Organism: Penicillium daleae
Lineage: Eukaryota; Fungi; Ascomycota; Eurotiomycetes; Eurotiales; Aspergillaceae
Exons: 1
Coding region: 1-690 (229 amino acids)
Biological process (GO): transmembrane transport; carbohydrate transport
Cellular component (GO): membrane
Molecular function (GO): carbohydrate:proton symporter activity
Source: RefSeq, a predicted model, not a curated record
AUGGGGCUACUCCGGGAGUACAUAAAGAAGCCGCCGAGAUAUAUUUGGGCUUGUGUUCUAUGCUCCGUAAAUGGGCUUCUUUUUGGUAUGGAUACUGGCAUUAUCGGCCCUGUCACUGAUAUGAAAGUCUUCAAGGCGUCGUUUGGAGGCAGCCAGAAUGCCACCAUUCACGGUCUCAUUGUUUCGUCGAUUCUCAUUCCAGCUGCACUCUCCUCAUUCUUUGCCGGCUAUCUUUCUGAUAGACUCGGGCGCCCAAAGGGCAUCAGCAUUGGCGUAUUCAUCUUCGGAGUUGGGGCCGCGAUUGAAGCAAGUGCGGUCAGCCUCGGAAUGUUUGUGGCUGGUAGAGUGGUGGAAGGCCUAGGAGAGGGCAUUUUCUUGGGAAAUCUGGUGGUCUUGAUCUGCGAAAUCUCGCCAACGAGUACCAGAGGACCAUUGACCACUGGGCCACAGCUGAUGAUUACCCUCGGCUUGGUUAUCGGCUUCUUCACUUGCUAUGGAUCCUCCAACAUCCAAUCGUCGCUGUCCUGGCGGAUUCCGUUCAUUCUUCUGUCCUCACUUUCGAUGAUUCUAUGUACCGGGCAUUGGUCCUCUUCAUUUGGUCUGUACCGUCAGCUUGUCUGGCCAACCAGCAACGCGGUAAAAUCGUCUUGUACAACAAUUGCCCUUUUCCCCUAUUCGCUGAGGAGGUAG